Messenger RNA from Pelobates fuscus (common spadefoot toad), 856 nucleotides. RefSeq names its product troponin I, slow skeletal muscle-like. Gene Ontology annotation, biological process: skeletal muscle contraction; cardiac muscle contraction. Lineage: Eukaryota; Metazoa; Chordata; Amphibia; Anura; Pelobatidae. The coding region runs from base 1 to 567 and encodes 188 amino acids. The record is from RefSeq and is a predicted model, not a curated record. Gene Ontology annotation, cellular component: troponin complex. The transcript is spliced from 8 exons.
AUGUCUGACAGCAUUAUCGACGGGCCGAAAUCUAAAAUACCAGCUUCAAGAAAGCUUCUCUUGAAGACUCUUAUGCUUGCGAAAGCAAGUGAAGAUUUAGAAAAAGAGAUAAAAGAGGCAGAAGAAGAGAAAGUCAGAACUCUUUCAGAAAAUGUCCCUCCUCUGCAGUAUGCUGGGCUCUCCCAUAAGGAAUUAAAGGAAUUAUGUACAGGACUUCAUAAAAAGAUUGAUGCUGUUGAUGAAGAGCGCUACAACAUUGAAGAAAAAGUGAAAAAGAAUGAUCUGGAGAUUCAAAGCUUGAACCAAAAGAUUUUUGACCUGAAAGGAAAAUUCAAACGCCCCACGCUACGGAGAGUGCGUAUUUCUGCAGACGCCAUGCUUAAGGCUCUAUUGGGAUCUACCCACAAAGUUUCUAUGGACUUCAAAGCCAACUUAAAAUCAGUGAAGAAGGAGGAUGAGAAGGCAAAACAGGAAAAAACGGUUGAAGUCACUGACUGGCGUAAGAACAUUGAAGCCAUGUCUGGAAUGGAGGGCAGGAAGAAGAAAUUUGACACCAGUAAUGCAUAAAAAGACCAGAAGACAAGAAUUUCAAGUUCUCAAGAUUUGUAAUAGUCUUUUUACAGAAUUUGGAUUAAUUUGUGAAAGUAAUUACAUACAUUGUAGGUUCCAACACCGAACGCUUAGUAACAUCUACACAUUUCUUCAAUUUCAGAAACUUCUUUAUAUUUGUUAUCGCAAUCUGUCACACCAUUUUCAAAUGUUUUAGAUGAACAAUAAUAAACUAAAUAUUGUAAAAGGUUAUUUUUUUUUUUUAGAGAUAUGUAAAUUAACCUUGUAUUAAACACGUCAAACAAUC